This is a messenger RNA of Geodia barretti, 1251 nucleotides long. NCBI's taxonomy places the organism in Eukaryota, Metazoa, Porifera, Demospongiae, Tetractinellida, Geodiidae. The record is from the annotation of a GenBank genome assembly.
AUGAAAUUCGGUGUCUUCAUGGCCCCGUUCCACCGGGUGGGAGAGAACCCCACGCUGGCCUUGGAACGCGACCUGGAACUCAUUCAAUGGCUGGACACCCUCGGCUUUGACGAAGCAUAUAUCGGCGAGCACCACAGUGCAGGCUGGGAAACCAUCGCCUCCCCGGAGGUGUUCAUGGCUACGGCGGCCGAACGCACCCGCAACAUCAAGCUUGGUUCUGGUGUGGUCAGUCUGCCCUAUCACCACCCGUAUAUGGUGGCCAACCGGUUUGUCCAACUCGACCAUCUUACCCGCGGACGUGUCAUUCUGGGCGUGGGACCCGGCGCCCUCGCCUCCGACGCGCUGAUGCUGGGCAUCAGGCCAGAGAAGCAGCGCGAAAUGAUGGACGAGUCUCUUGGGGUCAUUAUGCGGCUGAUGACCGAAACCGACCCCAUCACCUAUAAGAGUGACUGGUUCGAGCUCAACGAAGCAGUCAUCCAGUUGCGCCCUUACCAGAGUCCCCACAUCCCCGUUGCCGUGGCCUCCGUCGAGUCCCCCGCUGGCGUGACCACCGCAGGAAAGCACGGCGCUUCCGUUCUCUCUCUCAGUGUGCCUCGUGACACUAUCCGCCGUACCUCCCUUAUGGAGUUGUGGGACAUUGCCGAGGAAACCGCCGCCGAGCACGGCAAGACGAUGCACCGCGAGGAAUGGGGCAUCGUGAUGGGCAUGCACCUGGCCGACAGCAGGAAAGCAAGCCCUCGAGGACAUUCGGGAGGGCAGCGCCCGGGUGGUAACAGAAUACUUUGCCCGCACCCUUGGCAAUCCCGCCCCGGACGUUCCCCGGGACCAGAUAGUGGAUUUCAUGGUGGAGCACAACCAGUGGAUCGUCGGCACCCCCGACGACGCCAUCGCUGGCAUCGAGCGCCUGCAAGAAAUCAGCGGCGGCUUCGGCAAGUUCAUGAUUCGCGUGGAAGACUGGGCCCCACGCGACAAGCUGCACCGCAGCUACGAGCUGCUGGCCCGCUACGUCAUGCCUCGGUUCCAGGGAUCUCUCAUCGGUAUCGAGACCUCCAACCAAUGGGCGGCCGAGCGCAUCGAGGUACUGCAGGCCAAUCGCUACGCAGGCAUCAAGGCGGCCACCGAACGCUACGACGCCAGCCGCAGCAGCAACUAGCAGUCCUCUAUCCGGUUAGGCAAGGAAACAAUCUCAAGACGCGACAAGACACUCAACCCGUCAUUCUCGCGAAAGCGGGAAUCCCGGCCCUCGCCUAA